GGUGAUGCAAAUGGAACCGUCCGGGCUGCUGAAAGAAUAAACCACCAUCCCCAAUCCCCCCCUCAAGUCCGAGGCUGGACUAGAGGCCAGAAUGAGGUAUCCGCUGGACGACGCCUUGGGCGGGAGCUACCUGCAAGUGGUGCAACGGACGCCGCUGCCGGCCUAUCCCUUUGCCCACUCCUCGCCGCUGCUUCAGGCCGUCUUUCCGCGCCCCUUUUACGAGGCGUCGUUGGGCGUCGCAUGGCCCCUGAGUUUCUCGCUGGCCUACUACCUCAUCGCAAAGAGCGCCAAUGCGCUGCUGCGCGAUGACAAGGCCCCGCGCGACUGGACACGGGGCAAGGGCGCGUGGUCCACGCUGCUUCGCGCUUUCAUCGUGCUGCACAAUGCCCUUUUGUGCGCGUACAGCCUGGCCACCUUUCUCCUCAUGGCCCCCGUCGUGGCCGAUCUCUUUUGGCAGGGCUACGCCGCGGCGGGCCACGAGGGAGUGAAGCUGGCCCUGUGCGCGAUGCCGACGAACCACGCAUACCUGGGCCGGUGGGCCUACCUCUUCUACCUCUCAAAGUACUACGAGGUCAUCGACUCGCUCGUACUCUAUCUCAAGGGCCGGGCAAUUGGAAACCUGCAGAGCUACCACCAUGCGGGUGCACUCCUCGCCAUGUGGGUCGCCUACCGGUUCCAGUCGACGCCCGUCUGGGUGUUUUGCGUCUUCAACUCGGCCGUCCACACGGCCAUGUACGCCUACUACCUCUGCUCGGCCAUGCGUUGGCCAUUUCCCAAGGCGCUCAAGCGCAACCUGACGACGCUGCAGAUUGCCCAGAUUGCCUCGGGCACUCUCCUCACCAACGUCUACUUUUUCCUGCUCCUCGACCCCAUCCGGCUCGCCGCAGCCUUUGCACGCACGCCCACCUCGACGCUGCUCCCCGCGUCGCUCUUCGCCUCUGCUUCUUCCACCUCUCUCGCCAAUGCCUCGGCAGCCUCAAAACCAUGGACGCUGGCUGCACGCCUCUUUGGCCGAAAGGCUGCCGCUGCUGUCGCCGCCGCCGACGCAGUGCCAAACGAGAUGCUGCUCUCGACGUAUGCGCGCGCCCGCCUCGCGACGUCCGACGCGUCCGUCUGCCUCGACCGCCAGGGCGCUGCGCUGGCCCUGCACGCCAACACCCUCUACAUGAUUCCGCUGCUUGUCCUGUUUGCGCGCUUCUUUAUUCGCGCCUAUCUCGCGCCGUCCAAGGCAAAGACGAGAAAGGAGCUGGAGCAGGGCAACAUGAAUGGCCAGAAGAAGGUCAUUUGAGGCAGGCUGGCUCGGUGCCAGUCUUGUGUGUCACCUGCCUCUCUGAAGUGAGAAAAAGGGAGGAAAAGACAAGGGUUGAGUUUUCGUGUGGCUUCGUGAGCAACUAAAGGAAGGAAGAGAAAAGGGCGAAGAGCGAGGGUGCGUCCCCAUUGGCAAGACUGGCGGACGGGCGCAGAGUAUCAUAGGCUUAGCAGCGAUUAAUACAAUGAUCCGCCAUCAGAGACACAGCAGCAGAGUGUCAGGCAGAGAG
This is a messenger RNA of Acaromyces ingoldii, 1538 nucleotides long. RefSeq lists its product as hypothetical. Gene Ontology annotation, molecular function: fatty acid elongase activity. Bases 92 to 1288 code for a protein of 398 amino acids. Gene Ontology annotation, biological process: very long-chain fatty acid biosynthetic process; fatty acid elongation, saturated fatty acid; sphingolipid biosynthetic process. Gene Ontology annotation, cellular component: endoplasmic reticulum membrane. NCBI's taxonomy places the organism in Eukaryota, Fungi, Basidiomycota, Exobasidiomycetes, Exobasidiales, Cryptobasidiaceae. The record is from RefSeq and is a predicted model, not a curated record. The transcript is spliced from 2 exons.